CCGGUUGCCAUCGCGGCCGCGCCGCCGGCCAUGGCGGCGGAGGAGGAGGACGACGUGGAGUGGGUGGUGGACACGAUCGCCGGGUUCCUGCGGGGGCCCGCCUGGUCCAUCCCCAUCCUGGAGUUCAUGGAGCACAACUGCGAGGUUUUUGACGAUGAAGAAGAGAGCAAGUUGUCUUACACAGAAAUUUAUCAGGAGUACCAAGCCCUGGUGGAGAAGCUGCUGGAGGACUAUCUCAAAGAGGUUGGAAUCAACGAAGAGAAGUUCCAGGAGGCUUUCUCAUCCCCGCUUGCCAAGACCCACACCUCGCAGGCCAUUCUGCAGACGGUGUUGGCAGCAGAAGAUUUUAGGCUUUUUAAAAAAAUGAUGGUGCAGAAAAACAUUGAAAUGCAAUUGCAAGCCCUUCGGAUCAUUAAGGAAAGGAAUGGUGUCUUGCCUGAGUGUCUGACAGAGGGUUCUGAUGUGUUCAGUGAGAUUGAGCAAGAAGAAAUGAAAAUACUCAAGGAGGUUCUCAGAAAAUCUAAGGAAGAAUAUGACCUGGAGCAGGAGAGGAGGAGGACAGAGGAGGCACAAGCUAAACUCAAAGCACCAGAUGCCUCCCACAGUUCUCCAGGGAAUUCCAGAGGAGCUGUAAAAGUAAAGGAACCCACUGAGGGAGCUGAGGGUGCUGAAGAAACUCCAAGAUGUGCCCCAGAGGGAUCUCAUAAAUCUCCAAAGGAGGACCUGAGGCCAGUCUGCCCAGUACAAAAAGGAGCUGAAAACUCACCUCAGCCCUCCUGUGCCAAGGGGAAAGAGGACUCCAAGAAGAGGCCUGCUGGGAAACGCUCCGAGAGCACAGCACAGAAAGCUGCUCUCAAAGGGCCUAGUUUAUCAGAAACCGAACAACAGGAGCUGAAGCAGCGUGAGGAAUAUCUGAAGAAAAAACGAGACAUGCUGCUGGCCACGAAGAAAGAGUCAAAAACCAGGGCAGCAACACCCCCAGCCACUGACCAGAAAGAGGAGGAGACACCCAAACAGGAAGUGUCAGAAGAGAAGCAGAGGUUGCUGCAGAAGAGGAAGAUGCUGGCAGAGAAACUAAAAGAAGAGGUCAUUAAUAAGCGAUAGUUUGAAGAGCUCCUUGCGGGCCCCAGGAACAGAAGGAUGAUUUUAGAACAGAUCGGAUCACCAGUGAGUGGAGGGGUUUGGUUUCCAAUCUUACCUGUAGCUUUCUAGAACUCUCAGACAAGCAGCUCAGCCCUUGGUAAAUCACUGUUGCAACUGCACUGACCCGCCG
Messenger RNA from Empidonax traillii (willow flycatcher), 1273 nucleotides. It is a transcript of the gene CFAP36, whose product is annotated as cilia and flagella associated protein 36. The coding region runs from base 31 to 1104 and encodes 357 amino acids. NCBI's taxonomy places the organism in Eukaryota, Metazoa, Chordata, Aves, Passeriformes, Tyrannidae. The transcript is spliced from 10 exons. The record is from RefSeq and is a predicted model, not a curated record. Gene Ontology annotation, cellular component: ciliary base; axoneme.